Molecule: messenger RNA, 1160 nt
Organism: Galeopterus variegatus (Sunda flying lemur)
Lineage: Eukaryota; Metazoa; Chordata; Mammalia; Dermoptera; Cynocephalidae
Product: liprin-alpha-1-like
Exons: 13
Biological process (GO): synapse organization
Cellular component (GO): presynaptic active zone
Molecular function (GO): protein binding
Source: RefSeq, a predicted model, not a curated record
CUGGUGUUUCAGAGACAGAUAAUGCAUCUCAAGAUGCCUUGGCACUGAGCAAAUUGGGAGGACAGGCUGAAAAAAAUCGUAAACUUCAAAAGAAGCAUGAAUUGCUCGAUGAAGCCCGAAGACAAGGUUUGCCUUUUGCCCAGUGGGAUGGGCCGACCGUAGUUGUGUGGUUGGAGCUCUGGGUGGGGAUGCCCGCCUGGUAUGUGGCUGCCUGCCGAGCCAACGUGAAGAGCGGGGCCAUCAUGUCGGCCCUGUCGGACACCGAGAUCCGGCGUGAGAUCGGCAUCAGCAACCCCCUGCAUAGGCUGAAGCUGAGGCUGGCCAUCCAAGAGAUCAUGUCUCUUACCAGCCCGUCCGCCCCUCCCACGUCGCGAACGACCACAGGGACUGUCUGGUUAACUCACGAAGAAAUGGAAACGCUCGCAGCCACGCCGCAAACGGAAGAUGAGGAGGGAAGCUGGGCUCAGACACUCGCAUAUGGGGACAUGAACCACGAGUGGAUUGGGAACGAGUGGCUGCCCAGCCUGGGCCUCCCUCAGUACCGCAGCUACUUCAUGGAGUGCCUGGUGGACGCCAGGAUGCUGGACCACCUGACCAAGAAGGACCUCCGCGGGCAGCUGAAAAUGGUCGACAGUUUCCACAGAAACAGUUUCCAGUGUGGAAUUAUGUGCCUGAGAAGAUUAAAUUAUGACCGAAAAGAACUGGAAAGAAAAAGAGAAGAAAGUCAGAAUGAAGAAACCUUUGACUUCAACGCACUGGCGCUAUUGUUACAGAUCCCAACGCAGAAUACACAGGCUCGUACUGUCUUAGAAAGAGAAUUUAACAACCUUUUGGUCAUGGGGACUGACAGAAGGUUUGAUGAAGACGAUGAUAAAAGCUUUAGGAGAGCACCUUCAUGGAGAAAAAAAUUUAGACCAAAGGACAUUCGUGGCUUAGCUGCUGGAUCAGCAGAGACUCUUCCUGCAAACUUCCGGGUUACUUCUUCUAUGUCUUCACCCUCCAUGCAGCCAAAGAAGAUGCAGAUGGACGGCAGUGUGUCAGGAACACAGAGGUUGGAUUCUGCCACAGUCAGGACUUACUCCUGCUAAAGCCUCCUGCUGUUUACCCACACUACUUCUACAGAUGAUUAUGCAGCAUUUUGAAUCCAACAAAGACUACAU